Pogoniulus pusillus (Red-fronted tinkerbird) is the source of this 1418-nucleotide messenger RNA. RefSeq names its product cyclin dependent kinase 2 associated protein 1 (gene CDK2AP1). The record is from RefSeq and is a predicted model, not a curated record. NCBI's taxonomy places the organism in Eukaryota, Metazoa, Chordata, Aves, Piciformes, Lybiidae. Gene Ontology annotation, cellular component: cytoplasm; nucleus. The transcript has 4 exons. Bases 146 to 655 code for a protein of 169 amino acids.
GAGGGGAUGGCCGCGGCACCCCCCGCCGCCGCGCCCCCUCUGCGCCCCCUUCGCGCCGAGGUGCGCGGGGCGCCGGGCGGCGGCGGCGGGUGGCUGCCUCCUCUCCCCCAAAGUUUUUGGAUCCGCGUCUCCUCAUGAUGUAUGGAUGAUAUAUUGCAUUGUGGGUGUCAAUAUAACUGACGGCCAUAUUUGCCGGUGCUGCUACUGCUGUAAACAACCCAAAGUGUCUGGGAGACACGGAGACGCUUCAGUGAAUUUCAGGACGCUUCUCCUCCUCCCGCUGGCCAUGUCUCUGGGAAUGUCGUACAAGCCCAACUUGAACACCCACGUCCCCGGGACUCCCCUCAACCCGGCUGGGAGUGUUCACCCUCCUUCCACAAGUAUGGCAACAUCUGCACAGUAUCGACAGCUUAUAAAUGACUAUGGACCCCCAUCUCUAGGCUAUACACAAGGGAUGCAGGGUACCAGCAGCAGUCAAGUACCGCAGAGCAAAUAUGCAGAACUUCUAGCUAUCAUAGAAGAAUUAGGAAAAGAGAUUAGACCUACAUAUGCUGGCAGUAAAAGUGCAAUGGAAAGGCUAAAAAGAGGCAUUAUCCAUGCUAGAGGAUUAGUUCGGGAAUGCUUGGCUGAGACGGAACGCAAUGCGAGAUCCUAGCCUGCUCAUUCAGUUGCAAGAUCUUCCAUCUCUUAAUGAAGAAAAAGUAACACUUAUUCUUUUUGACUCUUGAAACAUUCAGACAAAUUCCUUUAUUCUGAACACCUGACUUUUCUUGUUUAGCCCUACAAAAAUGUAUAGUUAAGAAUGAGGAAGCACGGGGUUUUCAACUUUCUGAGGGUUUGCAUUUUGUAAAGCUGUUAAAACUCCCUAAAACAUUUCUUAGACUUGGAAACUGAACUGCAUGCAGAGGAAUGCUAUUUCUCUCCCAGGCCAUAUUUCAGUUUUCUUCUUAUCCAGCCACAGCCUCAUUCUGUUUAUUUGUUGGUUUUUUGUUUGGCUAUAUUCACUUAACCCCAAACUAUCACUCUUUGAAGGUUUGACAUAAGCUCUAAGGAUUUUUUUAAUAACUGCAAAAUAGCAUGCUGUACCUAGUAACCUGCUAAGUCACAAUUUGUCAUACAGCAUAGACCCUGCUUAGAAAUAACCUUCCCCUUAUUUUUCCUGUUUUGUUUGUUUUUGCAUAAACAUUUGCAUGACUGUUAGUGCUUUGAAGUCCAUUUAAAGUGCAUGAGUUAUAUGGAAAAUAGGGAAACCUAUUAAAUAAAAACAAGGUCCUGGAAAGCUAAUUUCUACAUUAUGGCUGGAGAUUUCAGUUUGAAGUUUGCCAAAAAAGGAGAAAAUUCUAGAUAAAGUACUAAAACUGUUAUUUGCAUCUUUGUAUGUAUUUAUUACUUGACGUAAUAAAGCUUAUUUUCAUUAA